Nasonia vitripennis (jewel wasp) is the source of this 930-nucleotide messenger RNA. RefSeq names its product glutathione S-transferase D1 (gene GstD1). Lineage: Eukaryota; Metazoa; Arthropoda; Insecta; Hymenoptera; Pteromalidae. Gene Ontology annotation, biological process: glutathione metabolic process. The record is from RefSeq and is marked validated. Gene Ontology annotation, molecular function: glutathione transferase activity.
GCUGCUAGACCGUUCGCGACUCUUGCACAGUGCAGACCUACGGUGUAUCUACUCGACUUUGAUCGUUGAUUUUUCACUUCGACGCUUCCUCUCCAGAAACUAAUCGAAGAUGCCGGUCGAUCUGUACCAAGUUCCCGGAAGCGCCCCUUGCAGGGCCGUCCGACUGGUCGCCGCUGCCCUCGGCGUCGAGCUCAACCUCAAGCACACCGACCUCAUGGCCAAGGAGCACCUCAAGCCCGAAUUCAUCAAGAUGAACCCACAGCACUCCGUGCCCACCAUCGACGACAAUGGAUUCUACCUGUGGGAGAGCCGAGCCAUCUGCCAGUACUUGGCCGAUAAGUACGGAAAGAACGACUCGCUCUACCCCAAGGACCCGAAGCAGCGCGCCGUCGUCAACCAGCGACUGUACUUCGACUUGGGCCUGUACCAAUCGUUCGCCGACUACUUCUACCCUCAAAUCUUCGGUGGAGCACCAGCCGACUCGGACAAGCUCCAGAAGAUCCACGACAACCUGAAAUUCCUCGAGACCUUCCUCGACGGCCAGAAAUACCUGGCUGGCAACAACCUGACCAUCGCCGACCUGCUCACCGCCACCACUUACUCAAACUUCCCGUUUACUGACGUCGACGUCAGCAAGUACAAGAACACUGCCAAAUGGUUCGACAGGGUUAAGGCUGAGGCGCCGAAAUACGAGCAGACCAACGGAGAAGGUCUCAAGGCUUUCAAGGCUCUCAUCGAGCAGCUCAAGAAGAAGUAGAUCGCCUGCCAGUCAACGCUAAUACUCUCGAUUAUUUAUAAAUUAUUAAAAGGCACCCGUACUACUUCAUGUGAUAUACUUUCAUUCCUAGAGUAUGUGUCCAUUAAUUAUCGUGUUAUGUCGUAGUUCGAAAUUUUUGCACUAUUUGAAUGAAUAAAAACUUUUGAAACGUU